This is a messenger RNA of Drosophila ficusphila, 1008 nucleotides long. Its product is annotated as E3 ubiquitin-protein ligase BRE1-like. Gene Ontology annotation, molecular function: nucleic acid binding; zinc ion binding. The coding region runs from base 1 to 1008 and encodes 335 amino acids. The transcript is spliced from 2 exons. NCBI's taxonomy places the organism in Eukaryota, Metazoa, Arthropoda, Insecta, Diptera, Drosophilidae. The record is from RefSeq and is a predicted model, not a curated record.
AUGUACAUAAACAAUAAAAUCGAUGAAAAAGUUGUAAAUGAAAUGCUAAAUAGUGACGAUGGUGCAAAUUCUGAAGAAAACGAAAACGAAAAAACGGUUUCUCAGAACGAGCAUGGAGAGAAUGACGACCAGGAAGAAGACGGGCGCAAACUGGUUGAACUGAAUGAGCCAGAAAGAGAUGACAGGAUCAUUGUUGAGUUGCGACAGUUAAUGCAAAACAUUGAGCUGAAAUUGACUGCAGAUCAGAAUGUUCUGGAACAGUCGAAAGGAGAAAAACGAACAAACUUGGAGAAGUCAGAUCUGAAGAUGAAUGCGGACGAAACAGAAGGAGUCAAAAACAACGAAAUUUCUUGGAAGAUGACGAAUGAAGCAUUAGGCAUAUACGAAGGACAAACUUGUGCUCGUAAGUGGAUUGCGCAAAUGAAAAACAUUUCCAGUAUUUAUGGAAUUUCUGGAAAUCAAAUGCGUAUGCUCUUCGUAAGCAAGGUCAAGGGCAAAGUUAAUGAGUGGCUAUACGAAAACCCAAAUCGGGCCUUGCAAUCAAUGGAUGAACUAUGCGAACAGAUGAUAUCAAUGUUUGGAAAUACGCAGUCUAAGCUAGAGGAGCGUCGAAAUUUUGAGUCUCGUACUUGGCAGUCUUCUGAGAAAUUCGGGAAAUACUUGGAUGAAAAGUUAAUGCUAGCUCAAAAUGUCAGUCUGGAUCAGGAGGAGUUGUUGGACCGCAUCAUCGAGGGUAUACCUAACGAAGGCUUGCGCAAUCAGGCGCGAAUUCAAUGCUUCCGUGAUAUUUCGCAUAUCAGACGUGCUUUUUCGGAAGUAAGUUUGCCAGCAAAGCGAGCAGUAUCGUUCGAGAAGAAGACUACUCCGAUGGACCAAACCAAUGGAAAGGAAAUUCGAUGCCACAAUUGCAACGCUAGAGGUCACUUCGCCAGGAACUGUUUCAAGCCGAAAAGGGAACCUGGAUCGUGCUAUGCAUGCGGCGAAAUGGGACACUGGAAUGCCUCAUAG